This is a messenger RNA of Coregonus sp. 'balchen', 26945 nucleotides long. The record is from the annotation of a GenBank genome assembly. Lineage: Eukaryota; Metazoa; Chordata; Actinopteri; Salmoniformes; Salmonidae.
AUGUCCAGCGGUGAGUACGUUGCAGAAGCAUUUAGUUGUACUCCCGGACACCGGUCUGGAGAAAAAUUCAAAGGGGCAGAGCCUUCAUCAUGAUCCUUCUCAGUGCUCCAAGACUUGAAUGGCAGAGAGACUUUGUGGUGAGAGAGACCUUUUCUUUGAGGGUGCCUUCAGUGAGGGCAUAAUGUUCUUCUGCCAAUGGUUCUGACGGGCUACACUGUUGUUCUGAAGGUAAGGCGAUUAGCAGUGGCGGUGCUUCAUCCUCUUCAGUUUUAAUACUACAAAAACAAACAAAAAACUUUAAGUCGAUUCAAAUAAAUUAAUAUUCUGUCAAUUCCAUUAAAAGAUGUUUGAACAACAAAUUGAUCUCUGUUCAAUUAAGUUAUUCCGAGUCACACACUAAAGUUUCUCACUAGUGUUGCAAACAGAAACUUUAUUCUUAGAUCAAUGAAACUGGAUAACAGCUGAACAAUGCCUGGAAAUGUUUUUCUGGUAGCAGAUGCUUUCAAUAAACAUCAUUACUUGUCUUUCUCACCACCAUAAGAAAAAGUGUUAAUACACCAUCCUACACUUGAUGAUCUUAGUGCAAAAAAUGAUCUUCGUCUUUUUCAGUUACUCACCCUUGAUUAGAUGGCCAAAUUGUAACUACCCUUGCCAAAAUAGCAAGCUUCUGACUUAAAAGAUUUAGCCAGAAAAAAGACUGACCAUUACAAAUCAUAUCAGGAGGCUUGGAUAGACCAAUCAGAGAAAACAUCGGCAAAAUUACAUUUCUCAGUACUUUAUUUACCGGUACAAUAAACAUCUGGAUAAACAGACAUACAGGUAGUAAUGAAUGUGCACAUUCGAUAUAUAAUCAAAAUACCUCAACAUGUGUGAUUGCUGUGACUCUUUAAGUGGUGAGCAUUGUUCUCCCGGUGACUCGGGACUGUGAGUGAAUCCGUUUGAUACCGCCCCAAAGUCUGAUGAUGGCGAAAACAGAGCCUUUUGUUCGUGGUAUGCUGCAUCCUGUAGAGAAGCUGCUUUGUGGUCCUUCAUCCCAAUCACUCAAGUCAACACUAAAAGGAGAUGAGCAUGUAAACAUGUUGACAAAAUAGCAACAAAAUGACGAGUACUAGGCUAUCCAGAGAAUCUAGGCUAAACGAAGACAAGGAUUCCUACAGCUUGUGACAAUACUUAGCUAGAGGUGUCUGUUGAUUUCUAUAUUUCACAUUUUGGAUACCUAGCUAUAGCCCAUUUCCUAGACCAGAGUUCUAGCUGUAGAACAUUUUGCCAUUUUGCAAAAUAUUUGCUACGCUUUUCCCUCGUCGGAGAGUAUCUCCAUGGUCAGUGGCUGGUUCUGAUCAGUGUUGGCAACUUAGCGACUUUGUCGCUAUAUUUAGUGAGUUUUCAGACCCCUCUAGCGACACAUUUACAAAAAAGCGACUAGCGACAAAUCUAGCGACUUUCUCUGGUGUUAUUGGAGACAGACAUGAAAGCACGUAUCGUUCUUACUCUUCUCAACGAGCAGCGGGUGCUUUGUUACCCCCGUCCCAAAGCACUCACAGGCAGCCCAGUCCUCGCGGAGCAGUCCCUCCCAGCUGCAGUCAGAGCAGGAGAUGUUCACCCCUCCGCGUCCAGACUGCAAAUGAAUCGCGCAUGCGGGAAGCCGCCGCUGGCUGAUCCCGUCCUGGCUUACAUUCAGGGCGGGAUGUAAAUGUAGGGUGUUUUUUACUCACUUUUUGUCUCUCCCACGACGUUAUUCCUUUCUCCUACAGCGUCCAUCACAAUUACAUGCACAUGGCCAAUUAUGUAAAUUAGGUGAUGACGUCAUUUAGCGACUUUACAGAGUUGGCAACACUGGUUCUGAUAAGGAAUGCGUCGACUCGUUUGCGUCACCGAGCGAUGCCCAUUAAAUAAUUACAUCCAAUUGUUAGACGCUACCCUUUCGAAAAAAGAUUGCAGUCAGAGUGCAGUAUAACUGCAGUAUGCUGCAAAUACUGUGUCCAAAAUAACACCGUUUUUUGUACUGCAGUAAUUUUGCAGUGUAACUGCAGUUAGUGUUGAAUAACUGCAGUUAUUCUGCGUCCAAAAUACCACAGGCGACUGCAGUUACUGCACUUUCACUGCAAUUUCAAAACAGCAAUCUUUUUUUUGUAAAAGUACCACCCCCCUCCAAAUCAAAACCAAACAUGUAUUCCAUGUUGUGCCUUGCUUAGCGCGCACACCUGUCUGUGUUUCCCACCUCUUUGUCUAGCUAAUCAGCCUCUGGCAUCAUGCAGCAGCAGACAGUUGGUAGAACAAUAAUCUGCCACACAAAAAUGUUUUAUCAGCAUUAAUUAGAUUGAGCAAUAAAAGCCCCACUUUUAUUCGAUAUGCUGGGAUCCGCACUAUGCAGCUGUUGCAAGAGCACUUUUUUCAUUGGCUGUCCACUGGUUUCAAAAACAAUGAUUGAUAGGCAGCUUAAACUUCUUGAAUUCAACCAUUAUUGGGUUCCAAUACACAUUUAGAUUUGUGAACAGGCAUCCACAACAACCACAAUCCGUAAGGCGCAAAUAGCUAAAUGAGAGCAGCAGCAGUGUGAUUCACAUCAAUGCGCUAUGUAGAUAUCAAUAAUAAGUGAUAUCCGUAUCGCCAUAGACUACAACACUGCUGUCAUCCUUACCUCCAAGCGUUUAUUCAAGUUGGAUAAUCUCUGGAUGCCGACAGCAGUCGCACCAUUGGAAGACAUAGCUUGGACUGUAGCCUACAAAAGCCUAUUCCUGCUCUUUUACCGCAAUCCAUCAAACACAUUUGGUGUGUCAUCAUAGUGGUCUCUGACUUGUGGUGAGACUCGCUCAGGUGGAGCAAACUUAAAUUUGCACCUUUUUUCAGUGCUAAUUUGAAUGUCAUUGAGAAAACAGAGAAGUGUCAAAUAUUUUUUUCCGUGAACAUCCUUUCUGAAUUUAAAAGUAAUCCUUGAAGUAAUCUAGUUUUUCAAAAGUAUCUGUAAUCUGAUUACAAUAUCUUUGCUGGUAACGUAACGGAUUACAGUUACCGUUUUUUGUAAUCCCUUACAUAUAACGGAUUACAUGUAUUCCGUUACUCCCCAACCCUGCAUGAGAAACAUAUUGACUUAUAUUUCUACCUGCCUGAAAUAUGACUUGGUUCAACCAUUAGUUGAAAAACUACACAUAUUUGGUUAGUAGAGACCUUACUGACAUAUAUCCCACUGUAUCUGAGACAGGUAGAAAAAUUCUCUCUACAAGCUAAUAUGUAUCCCAUGUAUAGGGAUGUAGCUCAGUUGGUAGAGCAUGGCAUUUGCAAUGCCAGGGUUGUGGGUUCGUUUCCCACAGGGGGCCAGUAUGACGUUUCCCACAGGGGGCCAGUAUGACAAAUAAUGUAUGCACUCACUAACUGUAAGUCGCUCUGGAUAAGAGCGUCUGCUAAAAUGACUAAAAUGUAUAGUGUAUUUAUUGCAUUGGGGCUAUGGAGGGGGCGGAGUGAAAAGCCAGCAGCAGGCCGUGGGACACAACCCCCUUAAAAAACAAAUUAUAUUUGGUUAGUAGAGACCCUACUGAGCAUUGCCCACCCCACUUUAGCUGAGACAGGUAGAAAACGCUGUUUGGGUCUUUGCGUGUCAAAAAAGAUUGCAUUCAUUUGCAUCACAUUCAAUGAGAGACUUUUAUUUUGAAGGCAAACCUUAAAUUCAACUAUUGUGGCUAAUCCUUAUUGUGUCUAGCUUCACAUAGGUGGGUCCGACCAUCAUUAAUCAAAUAACUUUUAUAAAUUAGGGGUAUUUUAGAUUAUGACACCAUAGCUACUGAAACAGAUGGUCAUUUCGCUGGUUUUGGGGAAGAACAGUGUUUGCACCCAUCAGCUAGUUGUUAGCUUUUUUUAUGGCCAUCAAUGUCCCAGAGCUUGGGGAAGUGUGUCUGCGUUCAAGUGCAGCAGCAGCAGGUGCGCAAGACAAAACUUUACCAGCAUCAUAGCAUACGUAUCGGUAAAUCGCUGUGACAUAUGAAAAAGGAGUGAUAGUGUAAUCAAUGUGUAAUAACUACGUAAAAAAUGUAUUAACGUGUUCAAUUAUGUGAUGUGCAGUCCUAUUCAGGUCCUGAUUGGUCAACAAGCUUAUGACGUAUCUUUUUUGACAAGCAAAGACCCAAAUGGCGUUCCAUAGAAAAGUUCUCUACAAGCCUAAAUGUAUCCCAUGUACAGUCAAUUACAGUGUAUUGAAUUGGCAGCUAUAGAAGGGGCAGAGUGAAAAGCCAGCAGCAGGCCGUGCCACACAGUCCCCCUCCAAAACUGCUUAGUAGAGACCCGACUGAGUACUUCCCACCAGUUUAUAUGAGACAGGUAGUAAAGUUCUUUACAACCCAAUAACUAUCCAUAUACUGUACCAUGAAUUGCACUGCAGUGAAUGCAGUGGGUGGAAUAAGGAGUCACCAGCAGCACUGUAUUAAACCCAUUUAAUACAGAGACCAAUACAAUUUUUGCAGACUCUAUUGAGUAAUUCCAAUGACAUAUAUUUGGUUUUUAUUAAAAGUGUAUUUCUUUAAAUAUAGCCCUACACAGCAUACCAGUGUUUGUGUAAACUUUUUAAAGCAAUGGUAUGAAUACGACAAAUUAUCAAUGUAUUUUUUCAAAGGUGGUAGCAAUGCUGUGGGAAAAUCGUUGUAAAACUAGUGCAAAAAAAAAGAAAUCGAUAUUCCCCCAAAAAUCUGCGCUCAUGCUGCCAGCAUAAUAUCCUGCUGCAAAGAGAACGGUAAUCUUGAUUUCUUUGUUCCUAUUUCUGCUUUUUUCUUCGUGUGGCUUUCCGGCAGACUAGACGCUUUGUUGCAUAUUGCUGCCUUUCAGUUUGGAAAGUACAUUGCACAUUUGUAAAAAAUAAAAAAGACUCAGAAAAUGGGGGGGAAAUUGUGCCACCAUCUAACCCUAUAUAUACACACAGUAUACCACUAUCCCCAACACCCCACCACUCCUUCCUACUACUUUGGCCCCAACAGAUCCUACACCCUUCUCUCAAAACUCCCUCUAGUUCUUCUGCACUAAAAUCUCUGACACCCAAAAACUUCUCUACUGCUGCUACUACCAAUUCAAUCUUCUGGGAUUUCCUUUCCAUUUGUGCAGUCCAAUUAAUGACCAUAGCAAUAAACACCAAGAAGCCAACCUUACUAAAGCACAAACUGUUCAGAUCACUCUGUACCAGUGGAGGCUGCUGAGGGGAGGACGGCUCAUAAUAAAUGGCUGGAAUGGAGCCAAUGGAAUGGCAUCAAACACAUGGAAACUAGUGGGAAACUCGUCUGAAGUUGGGCCCCAACUUCAGUCGAUCCACCUGAACACACUCCUUUCAGCGGCACUCCGCUCCAGAGAGCGAAGCAGGUCACCACUUUCGUCCCGAGUCUCGAAAUGCGCAGCGCCCUCUACCUCUGAGCAGCAGACACAUAAAAAAAAUUCCACCUCUGGAUACUUUGACCGAAUUGACAGAACCCAAUUCCUUCUUCACCCAGCCUCUUUCUACCACAAACGUUCGGCAAAAAGGCAUGGGUCCAUUUUCUCCACGAAACAUACUCCCACUGGGCCAGAGUCAUCUCUGGCAUUUUUCUGAUCAUUGGGGUAAGGCUCGGAAACCUUCACCUGACCUGAAGACGCUGGUUCUUCCUCCUCACUUUUGUCAGGUUCAAUUUCACGAUCCGUCGACUGCUCAUGGUUUUCAGGCGCGUAACAUGCAAUUUUCUCUCCUGUACUUGACUCAAAGGAGAAAGUACUCUGCUUGCAUUUCGCAGUCGGUUCAGGAUUGCACCUCGCGCACUUCUUUCUGUCUUGCUUCUUCACACCAUCCUCCCUCUUCCUCGCCCGGGCCUCCGACAUGAAUUCCAUCUCCGUGUUGGACUGGGACUUCAGGAAACUCAGUUGCUGCUGCCAUGCUCCCUUCUCGAUCCAACUAACCCCCUUCUUCAGCUUUGAAACUGGAUGUUGACUCCAGUAUUUGGGGGGGGUUGGAUGUAAUGCUGCGUUCCUAACCAACUGGGAAGGUGGUAAAAUUAGUCCUUAGAUGAGAAAACUAAAGGCACAACUUAAAUUCGAGCCAAUAUCUUAAGUAACUGAACAUAUUACUCCAACCUCGUACAGCGAUCGUGUUCACAAACAAAUUAGUGUUAAAAAAACAAUAUUGCUUUUUAUAAAUAAUGUUUUGUUGCAUUUAACUGCCCAAAAUUCUGUUAUCGAGGUCAUAUCCUUAGUGGGUUACGUCAGAGUUCAGCAUGUUGGAGAAGCUGGAGCCUAGGGAUGAUAGACGAGUUUCCCACUAGUAAUUAGCAGUUGGAGGGGCGUUCAAGUGGAUUUCUCCAAGUUGUAUGUGGUAAAAAACACCUUCCCACUUGGUUAUGAAUGCAGCAUUAGCCUGAAAAAGUAAUGAGGGGAUUUGAUUAAGAUGCUGUGGUGAUACUGAUGGUUUGUCGGGACUGACUGUUUCUACAGUUGUGGCUAAAGUGACUUUACGUAGCAGGUUAGGAUAAUUAAUAAUAAUAACUUGGUGGGUGCUUAUAUUUGUCUUAUUUCACAUGUACAAGUGUGUAAUACGCAUGUGUGAAUUGUAGAUGUGUUUUUUGCAUAUCCCACUCUCCCUGAGACACCCUGAGAGAGCGGAGUCACGGCCAGGGAUUCGAACUAGCGACCUUUCAUUUACUGACCCAACACUAACCGCUAGGCUACCUGCUGCCCCGAACCAUUGCAGGUUAGGAGAAUGAGGUUAAUGUUAGGAAAAGGGUUAGACUUACUACAAGCUUCACUCUGUUGAUCUACGUGCAUACGUGCACUGUUAUUUUUGAGUAGCACCUUUUGGUAAAACAAAAUAACCGUUACUACACAGUAGAAAAGAGAAACUCAACAAAUAAUAUACAAGGUUGAUUCAUCUUAGAGGUAGAUUUGCUAUGUUUCUUGUAAUAACUACUCUUGCAUAAAGUAUAUUUAAAAAAUAAUUACACUAAAACAAGGUGAGAAAAGCUGGGAUCUUUUGAGGUUGAUUCUUUCACACAUCUGAAAAUACACUGUUAGUCAUAGUAGCCUCCACAAAUUAUGAGCCAUAGGGUUGCAAUAUAUGUUUAAGCUCCACAUCAUUGACCAGUACAUUUUAAAAACACUUUCACUUGACUCAAAUUUAGCUAUUACAUAAGAGUGGAAAAAGUCAGGCCAUGUAAUCUGAUAAAGAUAAUUGUGAUCAAACAGAAGGCAAUGGUGUGAUGGUGUGUGCAUGCAGGAUUUAAUGACACACUAGAAUACCAGAACGCCAUAUUGCUGAAGAAUAGCAGCACAAGUUAAUAACACAAGUUAUUUACAAAUAUUACAUCCCAAAAACAAUAUCUGUAACUUUUUCCCCUUCUCAUUCAGACUUGGCAACCACUGCCAUGUCAAUUUCAAAUUGCAGAGCUAAAGACUAAUUUAUGGCCUGAUAUCAUUAUCUUGGAAAAACAACACAAUAUUAUUACUCAUCAUAUCAAAAGUCAAAAUAGAAGAUGAGCAGCAUUUUGUUGAAAUACACAAACAUGUGCAAUAAGGCACAGGUCUAACAGCACUCCUUAUCUGCGAUGGAUAGGGUAUAGCUGCACAAGUCUUCCAGCUUUACUCAAGAGUCAGAAGACUGAUACUCAACUGGGGCCAUUCCUUCAAGGUUGUGCCAAUCAUGAAAGCAAUUUCUGUCUGGAAUGACACAGAGUGGUACACCACACUCAUUGCACUUCCAGGGAGUGUCUUUGGAGUGUCCCGAUUUCUUGCAGAGUUCGCAGCGCUUUCGUCCUGCAGAGCUUCUCUUGCUUUUGUCUGCCACAGGCUUGAUCGGGACAGGUGUGUGUCCAGUGUUCUUCGGCUUGGACUGAGUCUCAAUGGACACCUCGCAAAGCUGGGCCACGAGCGCUUGUGUGAAUUCUUUGUGGGUCAUGGGCUGCAUCUUGUUCACUUUACACAGAUCCUUGUGAAUGAUGUAGCUGUUAGUAGUCGCUAUGUCCACAAAAUGGUAGAACAAUGUUCGGUACCACUUCAUUGUUUUGCGGUGGGCUGAGAAGUACGUAAUCAGUUGGUCAGAUAAGUCAACACCUCCCAUGUUUUUAUUGUAUUCUAGAAUGGGGGUGGGUACUGGAAUUGACUCAUGAGACCAUUUGCCAUCCUUAUUCUUGUGUUUCCUGUUUAUUUUCUCCCCUCCAUACGCUUGAUGAAUGGUGGUACCCAUCGACACUUCCCGGGCAUCCUUCCACUUCACAAAGAGCAGGGAGCCCUCCCUUAUCCACCGUAAAGAUCCUCUUGGGGAUUUCUUGGUCAGUGCAUUUUCUUCUGCUCUUGGGAAACCCUGUCUGCCUUCCCGCAUGGUACCACACGCUCCCAUUUUCAUGUCAAAUAAGUCCUUGAAUAGUUUUGGGCUGGAGAAGUAGUUGUCAAGGUACACAUGGUAACCUGAGCCAAGGACAGAGGGCCUUACGAGGGACAUCACUGAAUCGUAACAAAUUCCAAAGCCAACGGGAAACGUGUUCUUGCCGAUAUACACAGUAUAGUCCACUGUAUAGCCAUUGCUGGAGUCAGCUAACACAAAAAUCUUAAAGCCAAAUUUAGUGGGCUUUGACUUGAUAUAUUCAAUCAACCCAUUUCUUGCUUUUGAUGCCACCAUCCUUUCAUCUACAGCCAGGUUUCUAUGUGGGUGGAAACAGGACAUGCAGGCAUGACGAAUGUCAUUCAUUAAUGGUUUGAGCCGAAAUAGCCUAUCAUAUUCAGGUGUGCCCUUUUUACUGUCAUUGACAGCGUCCUCAUCAGGAUCACUCAUGUGAAUGUUCCAUGAUAUGAUUCUGUAUCUAUCCCUGUUCAUCACAGUAGCUGGAAACGGAAUCGAGAAGAUGGAGUUUGUUAUCCAGUAAUCACUGAUAGCUCUUGUCUUAACCAGCGCAGUAAAGAAGACCAAUCCAAUGAAUUUGUAAAACUCCUUCACAGUUAUAUCUAUCCACUUAAACUUUUUGCCCCUACCAAUGUUUCUAGCCGCUUGUCUAUUUGUAUUGUCGCAGAGGGUUCUGACCGUGACUUUGGUAAAAAACAUUUGAAAUAAGUCUAACGGUGAGUACAUGGCUGAGGGAUCUACUUGAGGUCCAGGAGGUCUGCUUGGACAAAAUCUCAAAGGUUGAGGACCCUCAUCAGGGUCUUCCUCUGUUUUCCAUGGCUGAUCUGACUCGGUUCUGUGUGGUAAGCGAGAGGUUUUUCUUGGGGUUGAGAGACGUGGUACUUUGGACUUUAAUGAGGGUGAGGCCAGCACUCGUUUGCGUGGGGAAUGGGUCUUUGUUGAUGGGCUACGCUGUUGGUCUGGAUGUAAGGUACUCAGCAGUGGGCCUUCAUCUUCUUCAGUUUCAACACUAUGAAAAUAAACAUUAGUAAUGAUCAAUUCAGUAAACAUGUUUUGAACAACACUUCCAAUUGAGCGACAGCUAUGCCAUCGGUAUUGGUCUUCAAUUAACUUUAAAACUUGAAGGUUAAAAAGACGUGAACUAGCUACAGUGCUUAUAGAAAGUCUACACCCGCUAACUUUUUUCACAUUUUGUUGUGUCAGUGCCUCAGAGUUUCAUGCAUAUAAAUAGGGAUUUAUUUCACUUAUCUACACACCAUACUCCACACUUAAGGGAAAGUUUAUUUUUUGGGAAAAAAUAUUAUAUAUAAAAAAUACAAAAACAGAAAUAUCAUAUUUGGAUAAGUCUCCACCCCCUGAGUCAAUACUUGGUGGAAGCACUUUUGGCAGCAGUUACAGCUGUGAGUCUGUUGGGAUAGGUCUCUAUCAACUUUGCACACCUAGAUUUGGCAAUGUAUUAUUUUUUACAAAACUGUUCGAGCUCUGUCAUGUUCCUUGGGAGCGUUGAUGGACAGCAAUCUUUAAGUCAUGACACAAAUGUUUUAUUGGAUUUAGGUCGGGGCUCUGACUGGGCCACUCAAGGACAUUUACCUUUUUAUUCCUUAGCCACUCCACUGUAGCUUUGUGUGCUUUGGGUUGUUGUCAUGCUAAAAGGUAAACUUCCGUCCCAGUUUCAGAUUUCUUGCAGAGGGCAGCAAGUUUUCCCUCAAGGACUUUUCAUGCUCCAUUAAUUUUCCUUUCUAGUGUCCUGAUGAGUAACAUCCCCACAACAUGAUGCUGCCGCCACCAUGCUUCACAAUAGGGAUGGUGUUCUUUGGGUGAUGUGCAGUGUUUGCGCCAAAUGUAAGGCUUUGCAUUUUUUGCACAAGUUCAAUUUUAGUUUCGUCAGACCACAAAACUUUUUGCCACAUGGCUACAGAAACUCCUGUGUUUUUUUGCAUACUUCAAAUGGUAUUCAAGGUGGGCUUUCUUGAGUAAUGGCUUCCUUCUUGCAACCCUACAUGCCAGAUUUGUGGAGUGCUUGGGAUAUUGUUGUCACAUGCACACUUUGACCAGUCUUGGCCAUAAAAGCCUGUAGCUCUUUCAAAGUUGCCAUUGGACUCUUGGUAGCCUCUCUGAUCAGUCUCCUACUUGCUCGGUCAUCCAGUUUGGAGGCAUGGCCUGAUCUAGGCAGGGUCUUGGUGGUGCCAUACACCUUCCACUUCUUAAUAAUCAUCUUGACCAUGCUCCAAGGGAUAUUCAAGGACUUAUAAAUAUUUUUAUACCCAUCUCCUGGACCUGUGCCUUUCCACCACUUUGUCCCAGAGUUCUAUUGAAAGCUCCUUGGUGCUCAUGGUUGAGUGUUUGUGUUGCAAUUCACUACCCAGCAGAAGGAACCUCCAGGAACUGCUGAAAUCAUGUGAAUCACUACAAUUUAACACAGGUGAAGGCCAAUUAACUUUGUGUGAUUUUGAAGGUGAUUGGUUACACCCAAGAUAAUUUAGGAUUGCUAUUACAAGGGGGGUGGAUACUUAUCAUACUAAGCAAUUUCAGUCUUUAUUUUUUUAACAUAAUAUAAUUUUCACUUGGAAGUUGUGGGGUAGGAUGUGUAGAUCAUUGGGAAAAGUAUUUUAAUGCAUUUUCAUUCCAGGCUAUUAGGCAACAAACAGUGAAAUGUUGAAAGGGGGUGUAGACCUUCUAUAAGCAUAUUGGCUCUAAGACAUCUAGGGCUGAAUAUGGUCUCAGAGCUGUUAGGCUGCGUUUAUACAGGCAGGCCAUUUCAGACUUUGGGUCGUAAGUGCUGAGAAUAUACAUUUUACUCCUUAUUUUACGGGUAAAAAUAAAAGGUAUGCAUGAAGCCUCUUUAGUCGUGAGUCACACCUAGUCUACAGAUAUUUAGGACACCCUCAUGACUUGUCCUAACCAGUUAAGAGUUACCAGCAGGUGUCUUGAUAAUAGAAAAAUGCAGCGAGUCAAAUAUUUUUUUGCCGUGGCGGCAAUGAUUUUGCCGUGGCGCAGCGCCACAGCUAAAUGACUGCAGCGGAAACACUGAUGGAUUAUGAAAGUUUGUAAAUACCUUGAUGUCCUUGUUGACUGUGACCCUUUGCAUGGUAACCAUGUUUCUUCUGGAGACUCAGAACCAUUUACCCCGCUCUCAGAUUGGCUCUCUAUCCUUGGGGUGACUCUGGGUGGUGAGUCGCUUGCUGAUUCAUUUGAGUCCUCCUCUUCCCAAUCAAGACUAUGAAGAUAAAUAUGAACAUGUUUACAAUAAUGCAAUUCACUAAGUCAAUACUAUCACUAAGGCCUAGACAACAGAAUACAACUCAUCUACAUGGGUCCACACAUCUACAUUUCAUGUCAAUUCAAUGUGGCCGACACCCACCGUCUCAGAUCAAUCUGAAACUGGGCUCCCGAGUGGCGCAACGGUCUAAGGCAGUGCAUCUCAGUGCUUGUGGCGUCACUACAGACCCCCUGGUUCGAUUCCAGGCUGAAUCACAACCGGCCGUGAUUGGGAGUCCCAUAGGACGGCGCACAAUUGGCCCAGCGUCGUCCGGGUUUGGCCGGUGUAGGCCGUCAUUGACUUGCCUAGUUAAAUAAAGGUAAAAUACAUUUUAAAAAACUAACUAGAUCUGAAGUUAGGUUUACAAACUGAGUAAAGUAUGCCUGCCAAAUAGUUUGAAAAGAAAUAAUAAUCUGAAAAAUUAGAAUUCAUAUUCAAGUAUGUCAUUUUGAUUUCAGAUCUUUUUAAUGGAGUGGCUGCGGAUCAGACUUUUCCGGACCUUUCCUCCCGACUGCUAAAGCUCCCGAAGAUCCUCCACUCCACUAGGCAAAAUAUCUGCUUUGAUUUAAACUAAAUACGGGUAGGCUAUGCUACAGUUAGUUAACACCAUCUGGUUGAUAUGCAGAUGCUGCAUGGAUGUUUCACCAGUAACAUUUGAAUAAUCAUCAUUCACGAUUGAAUGUGAGAAAUUAGGGAGAUUAUCUACGAAUAGAACAGAGAAUGUGCACAAAGUAAAGAAACCUGCACAUGCGCAGAAGCCCCAGCUGCCGGGAAGCGGGGUCAAGAAAAGUCGGAUCUGCAGUCUGUCUUCUUUUAAAUACUGACUCAAGCGAUUUUUGGACUUUUCCUGUUGAAAAGCAAUAUCCCAAGUAUAAAUACACUAAAGUGCAAAAUAUUAUAUUUGAGCAUUUUUAUUUUUUACUUUCUGUGCGCUCUCAAAUUACCACCACCACCAGACUGAGGUUCCACAACUGGAAGUGAUGUGUGUGCAUUGUUGACAUACCUAGUAUAAACCAGCACACGUACACGCCCACUUUUGCAAAGUAAUGCCUUCACUUUGACCUUACGCCUGCCCACAUGCUGAAGUUAAAGUAAAUCACGUGAUAAACGAGUUGAAAAGGAGGCUGUCUUUAUUUUCAAACAGUUUUAAAACAGUCACUUUGUCCGAGAGAGAUUUACAUGGUUAUCAAAACGUCACACCAGGGUAAGCCUACACGAAACACAGCCCUUAAUUUAAGUUUUUCUAAAAUCCCCUAUGGGAAAAAUGAAUGGUGUAAAAACGAUUGGAACCAUUUCCCUUUUUGACCGCUAGGUUUUAUGGGUAUUAUGACACCUCCACUGUGGGGCUCUAUUUCUAACACAAACGAUUACAUGUUUGAUCCAAAAUUGUAAAAGAUAUCAUUGAAAAACGAAGGAUUAGCUAUAUUCUGUUUUUGUUUCAUAUUUAUUUGUUCUCGCCUGGCUGGAAUAGCUAGUGAAGAACAAAAUAACCUAAUUGUUCCUCACGGUUGGCAAACAAACAUGCUCAAAUCAAAUGUAAGGUCUGACCCGAUCUGCAUCGUGGUUAUUUCUACUUAAAGGAAUACUCCACCCCUCAAACUAUUACUCCCAAAAAUGUUUUGCAUGUCAGCAAUCAAGUUCUUGAGAUAUGUAACUUUGGAAAUACAGAAAUCUGGACCAUAUGAUGCAUUUUGAUUCAAAUAAUGAACUCAUCAUCAAGUUUUGAUUAUUUGAAUCAGCUGUGUAGUGCUAGGGCAACAACCAAAAUGUGCACCCCUUGGGGUCCCCAGGAUCGAGUUUGGGAAACGCUGGUGUACUGUAACAACUGUGUAGCCCAGGGUUUCCCAAACUUGGUCCUCAGGACCCCAAUUAAUUAUAUUUGUGCCAUCACUAGCCGGCUACCACCCGGCUACUCAACCCUGCACCUUAGAGGCUGCUGCCCUAUGUACAUAGACAUGGAAUCACUGGCCACUUUAAUAAUGGAACACUAGUCACUUGAAUAAUGUUUACAUACUGCUUUACUCAUCUCAUAUGUAUAUACUGUAUUCUAUUCUACUGUAUUUUAGGCAAUGCCACUGACAUUGCUCGUCCUAAUAUUUAUAUAUUUCUUAAUUCCAUUCUUUUACUUUUAGAUUUGUGUAUUGUUGUGAAUUGUUAGAUACUACUGCACUGUUGGAGCUAGGAACACAAGCAUUUCGCUACACCCGCAAUAACAUCUGCUAAAUAUGUGUAUGUGACCAAUAACAUUUGAUUAGAUUUUCUAGAACUUUCUCACUCAUCAUUAUUCAUGAUUCAUGCAGGAUUAUCCAUAAUCAUGGUAGCAUCCACAUUCAUGUAGUGUAUAGAAACAUAUUCUAUUCUUAUUUACCCCCCAAAAAAUUGUCAUAUUAGAUUGUGUAGAAAUGCAGGAAAUGAGCUUUAGAUGCCAAGAAAAAUUCUGAGGGAGGACCCCCAGACCCCACACCAGGUUAUGUCCCCCCCACUCCUAUAACCAAAGUUGCACCCCUGAUUUUUAGACAAUACAAUUAUUAUACCUGGUGUACCUACAACAACAGUGCAUUGUGAUUAUUAUUAUUAGCAAGUGAAUACACAAUGAUUGUCCAUAGGUUGUUAACUGCAGUGAUAGGCUAAUUUCAAUAACCGCUCAAACGUCCUGUUUUGUUUCAUGCCGAAAUAACUGCAUAGGCCUACAACCUAGGCCUGAUUAUGCAACCAUUUUAAUCAGUUUGGGUCUAUUCUCAACAGUUUAGAAGGACAAGAAAGGGAGCUUAGCAGGCCACUCGUGGUGUAUUUUGUCAGGAUGUAGCCCGGUGUUAAGAUAGCCCUACUAUAGGAAAACAUGGGCUUCUCCUUUCCAACUCCUCGCCCGUUCUUAAUGCUGUACACUAUUUUACAUUCAGCAAGCAAGAGCAAGCGUGCAUCUCUCCUCCAAUAGGCUAAAGAAAAAAGGUUGAAAGAGGCCAGGUGCGUAAUUGUGCAACAGAACAAAGACAGACGGGCUCGAGAUGUAACCUAUAGCCUAAGUAGAUGCAUAUGCAUAUUUAAACAAUAAGGCCCGAGGAGGUGUGGUAUAUGUCCAAUAUACCAUGGCUAAUGGCUGUUCUUAAGCAUGACACAACGCGGAGUGCCUGGACACAGCCCUUAGCCGUGGUAUAUUGGCCAUAUAUCACAAACCCCUGAGGUGCCUUAUUGCUAUUAUAAACUGGUUACCAAACCUAAUUAGAGCAGUAAAAAUAAAUGUUUUGUCAUACCCGUGGUAUAUGGUCUGAUAUACCAAUCAGCAUUCAGGACUCGACCCACCCAGUUUAUAAUAGGCUAUAAUUCAUAAGCUCAAUGUUAGGCUUAAUACUUCAGUGAAUAUAUCCAGUCAAUUUACACAGUGAAAGAAAACAAGUUUAUCAGAUAACGAAAUCAUAGGUAGCUACACUAUGUGCGCUCUCUCCCAGUCUACACAGCUGGAAAAGCUACCAUGUUUCCGUUUUUUUAGGGACCAGAAAUGUAUCCUACCUAGGCUACAACAACACAAUGUAAUGAAGAAUGAUUUUGUUUUCAAGUGAAAAAAGUUAAUAGGGCCUGAUAAACUGAAGUGGACUCGGCAAGAGUGCCAUUAGCCUGAGCCCAGAGUAAUAUCAAACUACCCCAAAAAUAGACCACAGCCUGUCGUUUCCAAUGUGAACAAAUUAAUGCUAGUGGGCAGAACAAGCAAGGAGGUGGACAGACCCAAGCACGAGCUAGCGAGAUCCUAUUGGCGCGUUCUAACAGACCUUUGCAUAUUUCUGUUAGGGAACGCCUACUCUGUGAAGUGCGCGUGUGUAAUAACUAAAUUGGCCUUUGCGCGUCUUCUAAACAACGCAAUUUUUUCCAACUUUGGCAAAGGGUAAAGUCUACAAAACUUAGUCCACUCUGUUCGUAACAGAUUAUAGUUUUGGGAACAGAAAACUGUAUUGAGAUCAACUGUUUCAUCGAUGACAAAAUGUGCAGAAUGUCGGCGGCCUUAUCCAUCUCGUUCGAUCUUCUCCCACUGCCCGCCACACUGUGCUUCCAGUGGAAAUGCCAAGCGGAUGCUUCACAUGUUUACAUCCGGUAAAAUAUUUGUCUCAUUGUUCUAAAUGGUUCUGACGGAUUCGGUGAGAGCUCGGCCCCCCAGUGUGUUGACUGGGUACAGUAUGCGCUCUGGAAGUGAUUAUUCCUACUUACGCGUCCUCAUGUGGAUCCACUCCCUCCUGAUAGUCGAAGCUGAAGUCUUCGUCUGCAAGGUAACUAUCAUCAGACCAAUUGCUUCCUUCCUCGCUUCUAUCGAAGUCCUCCAUCUCGGUGUCGCUUUCCAUUGUAGAAUCAAUCAAUUUCAGCUAUAAUGUUGUGGACAGAGCUACGGUCUAAAACGUAGACACAAAUUAUCAGCUACUACACUAUCACGUUAACAACGUGCAGCUUCUUCGCGUGAGUUUCCGGCAGACUGGACGCGCUCUUCUUCUUCUAUGAUAUAAUGGCGGUCCGCAAACAAACGUUAAAGGUGCAUGCCGCCACCUACUGUGCUGGAGUGUGUGGUCAAUCACGGUUUACAACAUACCUAAAUCCUCCUUCCUAACUCAGUACUUCUGAGAAAAUAAAAAAGAGCCCUACUAACUUCUAAUAGACCCUCCCCCAAAUCCCUUCCAAACCCCCAACCUCAAUGACCCUACACUUCAAUCUUUCCCUCUCUAAAAACAUAUGCUCCACUGUUUCAUCGACCAUACACUCCAGACAAAAACCAUUCACAUGCUUGCCAACCAGAUGUAAUGACGAGUUCAAUGUACAAUGUCCUAAUCGAGCAAACACCACAUCUUCCUUCCUAAUCUGACCUUUGAAUCUUGGUCCACCAACCUUUCUUUGGAGGGCAUAUAAAUGCCGGCCCUUGGGCUCAGAGUCCCAUCUCUUCUGCCACACAUCUAUCAAAAUGGCUCUGAUCUUACAUUUGGCCUCACCUCUACCCAGUGGAACAUUAAUAUAAAUUAUAUCUCGUUUCAAAGCUAUUUUGGCUAACUGGUCUACAAUUUCAUUCCCUUCCACACGGUGUAGGCCGUCAUUGUAAAUAUGAAUUUGUUCUUAACUGACUUGCUUAGUUAAAUAAAGGUACAAAAAAUAAAAAUAAAUGUGCUGGGACCCAGCAGAAUCUCACUACUACACCCAGUCUCUCAAUUUUCCAUAAUAACAUUAAUACCGCCAAUAGUAGAUCACUCCUAUUAGAUUUACCAGAUUAUAAACUAUUCAAUACAGACAGAGAAUCUGAGCGUACUUUAUUUCUGGCAGGUUGUACGUCCUCCACCCACUGGAGGGCAACUACUAUCGCCAACAGUUCAACUGAGUAUACUGACAGUUCAUCUGUUAGUCUUCUACAUAUCUUCACAUUAAAUUCAGGAAUGUAAACGCCUGCUCCUGUGCGCCCACUAUCUGGGUCCUUGGAUCCAUCUGUGAAAAGCGGUAAAAAAAAACAAGUUCUACCAAUGUAAUUGUCAACCAGUUUCCCUAUAUCACUGACUUCUGACCAAUCUUUCCUUUUCUCUACCAAGGUUAGAUCAACAACAGGAUCUGGGAGUAACCAUGGAGGAAAAUCCCCUAGCACCACAGAACGGCCAUCCUCCAACUCCCUCAAACCACUUUCAUCAGCAAGCUUUCCAACUGUCCAACCAAAACCACUGCCUCGUCUACUAGUAUAUUCCCAACAGUCAUCUAGAACAGUAGCAGUGGGAUGCUCAACCUCACAGCCUUUCAACCUAACCCAAUAAGCUAAUGACCAUUUUUUACGCCGUAUAUCCAAAGGCAUCUCACCUGCCUCCACUAGUAAGGCACAUACAGAUGUUGAUUUAAAUGCACCAAUACAUAUCCUUAAAGCUAUAUACUGGAUUCUGUCCAGCCUCUGAAGCCAAGUCUUCGCCGCUGUUCCAUAAACUAUACACCUGUAAUCAAUUGUCGUCCUGAUCAGAGCUCUAUAAAUAUCCAUAACAAAUGUUCUAUAGGAUUGAGGUCAGGGCUUUGUGAUGGCCACUCCAAUACCUUUACUUUGUUGUCCUUAAGCCAUUUUGCCAAAACUCUGGAAGUAUGCUUGGGGUCAUUGUCCAUUUGGAAGACCCAUUUGCGACCAAGCUUUAACUUCCUGACUGAUGUCUUGAGAUGUUGCUUCAAUAUAUCCGCAUAAUUUUCCUUCCUCAUGAUGCCAUCUAUUUUGUGAAGUGCACCAGUCCCUCCUGCAGCAAAGCACCCCCACAGCAUGAUGCUGCCACCCCCAUGCUUCACGGUUGGGAUGGUGUUCUUCGGCUUGCAAGACCCUCCUUUUUCCUCCAAACAUAACGAUGGUCAUUAUGGCCAAACAGUUCUAUUUUGUUUCAUCAGACCAGAGGACAUUUCUCCAAAAAGUUCAAUCUUUGUCCCCAUGUGCAGUUGCAAACCGUAGUCUGUUUUUUUUAUGGCGGUUUUGGAGCAGUGGCUUCUUCCUUGCUGAGCAGCCUUUCAGGUUAUGUCGAUAUAGGACUCGUUUUACUGUGGAUAUAUAUACCUUUGUACCUGUUUCCUCCAGCAUCUUCACAAGGUCCUUUGCUGUUGUUCUGGGAUUGAUUUGCACUUUUCGCACCAAAGUACGUUCAUCUCUAGGAGACAGAACGCGUCUCCUUCCUGAGCGGUAUGAUGGCUGCGUGGUCCCAUGGUGUUUCUACUUGUGUACUAUUGUUUGUACAGAUGACCGUGGUACCUUCAGGCAUUUGGAAAUUGCUUCCAAGAAUGAACCAGACUUGUGGAGGUCUAAAGAACAUUUUCUGAGGUCUUGGCUGAUUUAUUUUGAUUUUCACAUGAUGUCAAGCAAAGAGGCACUGAGUUUGAAGGUAGGACUUGAAAUACAUCCACAGGUACACCUCCAAUUGACUCAAAUGAUGUCAAUUAGCCUAUCAGAAGCUUCUAAAGCCAUGCCAUCAUUUUCUGGAAUUUUCCAAGCUGUUUAAAGGCACAGUCAACUUAGUGUAUGUAAACUUCUGACCCACUGGAAUUGUGAUACAGUGAAUUAUAAGUGAAAUAAUCUGUCUGUAAACAAUUUGAGGGUUUGUUUAAUAGCCUACUGGUUCGGUGAGCACCAAGUCUCACACAACAACAUGUCAAGUAAACGAUUUCACAAAUUCGGCUGUUUUUAAUCUUUGCAUUGCUGUAAUAAAGGCUUUACACUUGUUUUCGUUAGAACAGCCUCUCUGGUAUCUUUAUAAUUUAUUUAGUGUUGUUUACAUUGUUCCAAAGUGUCAGAUUGAAUAAUAAUGAUAAUAAUAAUAACCCUGCUUUUUCUUGAUAUCCUUCUUAUUGUUAUUAUUACUAUUAUUAUUAUGAUCAUCAUUAUAAUAAGUAUUGCCAUUAUCAUUAGUAGGCUUAGUAUAGCAGCCCUGUAUAACCACCAUUGAGCUGUAGGCCUAAGAGCGUAUCCUGUUUAGUUUUAAUACUGUAACUUAUUUAGGCCUAUAUUUCAAUCAAUCUUUCAUUCGUCCAUGUCAUCACAUAGCAUAUGAGUCAUUCAUGAUUUGAAAUGCAAUCAAACAUGUUAGUUUUAAAAUAAAAUAAAGCGAGCCUAAAAUAAUUAGCUUAAACAAUAAGCCGUUCCAUUUCGGAAAUUGCAUUCACAAAUGAAUGCGACUGUUUUUAGUCUUUGCUGUAAUAAAGGCUUAGCAAAAAAACGUUACAACAAACUCUCUGGUACGCUUAUAAUGUAGUUAUUGUUGUUUACGUUGUUCCAAAAGGUCCGAAAAUUAUAUUGUAAUCUACGCAGCACCUGUUUGGCACACAUAAUAUGCAUGCAGUGCUUGCUCCUUACCUUAUUUUUCUUGAUCUAGAAUAUUUUCCACAACUAGUUAAAUGUAUUCCACACAUUGACUUCCCCUUGACCUCAUGAGCAACCAGUAAACAUUCCCUGUUUCUAGUUUAUUUGUCACGCCCUGCACCCCUGCAGUCUCUAUGUGGACACAGAGGAGGGUGAGCCUCAUAGAGUUAAUACUAUGGUCAGGGUCAGGAAAUGCUCUGCAGAUGGGGAGGGUAUUUCCCAGAAAGUGGAUUUCUUGAUUAUUAUACAUUUGAAUAAAGAGGCAAGUUAACUCAGAAUAAUAGACCAAUACCUGUGCAGUAGCAAUAUAAUGUCACGUAGUAUUUGUAAUUGUUUAGUAAUAAUAAUAUAAUAUGCCAUUUAGCAGACGCUUUUAUCCAAAGCGACUUACAGUCAUGCGUGCAUUCAUUUUUUUUUGUGUAUGGGUGGUCCCGGGGAUCGAACCCACUACCUUGGCGUUACAAGCGCCGUGCUCUACCAGCUGAUGGUAGAGCAUAGAAAUGGAGAUAUGCUUUUUUGGUUUACCUCAAUAUUGUAUCACUCUCUCACACACACACACACACACACACACAAACACACACACACAUUGUUUUCUCUCUAUCAGACCGGUCCUUGUCAGCUGGGUGGGUAGGCUUGGUGGGUCGAAGGGGCCCCUGCUCCAAACAGCCCUUCAUGGUGACCUUCUUCAGGGCCAGCCAGGCCCCCUGUCGCGCCCUGAAUCCCAACCCCCGCAAGAAGAAGCCCAAAUAUGACCGUCCCCUGCCCAGUAUAUAUGGUGAGGUCAUACAAGGUCAGGGGACAACACUGGUUUUUGGUGUUGUUGUUAAGCUUGUUUUAUGCAGAGUUUAAAGGGAUAGUACAUCCAAAUUACAAAAUUACUUUACAUUUAAUUGUGUCUUUAUUUUAAAUCCAAUGCAUCCAAAGCAUGCUUUACAGUCUGUCCUGUCUCAUAACAUCUUUUUUGAUCCCUUUCAGAUCACAGCCACGUCAACAGUGGGCGUCAGGCUUGUAAGAGACAUUAAUUAUAUGUGAGCUUUAGUGACCUAGGCUGGAAGGUGAGCUUCUGUCUCCCUUAACUACUCAAUUUACUGAAUAGAUAAUAUCAUGAUCUAACAUUGUAUCACCUUAUUUGCUGUAACACACAAUUAGUAUUUUUAGGGAAGCAAGGCAUUUGUGUAGUAUGUGCAUUGUAGUGUAUGUUCUUUGCAUGUUUUAUGAUGUAUUUCUCAUAGAAAUAGAGUCUAUUCUAGUCAUUAAUCUAAUCUUGUCAUUCUAUUUCUAUGGUAUUUCUCUCCAUAAGGACUGGGUCCUGGCUCCUAGGGGUUACUCUGCCCUUCUACUGUGAUAGCUCAGUUGAUAGAGCAUGGCGUUUGCAACGCCAGGGUUGUGGGUUCGAUUCCCACGGGGGGCCAGUAUAAAAAAAAAUAUAUAUGUAUUCACUAACUGUAAGUCGCUCUGGAUAAGAGCGUCUGCAAAAUGUAAAUGUAAUGGAGAAUGCCUAUACCCUUUGGGUUCCUGCAUGAACGCCACCAACCACGCUAUGAUCCAACUAGUGGUCAGUAUGCACUACUACACCCUCUCUCACAAUUAUUUUUUCUUUCUUUCUUCUCAUUUAGAACUGCGACCUGGCCAAGAUAAAGCAAAGCAGUGCGUUAAAAACAACAACAACACAGAAUUACAUAUGGAAUAAACAAAACGUACAGUCAAUAACACAAUAGAAAAUCUAUAUACAGUGUGAGCAAAUGUAGUAAGUUAUGGAGGUAAGGCAGUAAAUAGGCCAUAGUGUAAAAUAAUUACAAUUUAGUAUUAACACUGGAGUGAUAGAUGUGCAGAAGAUGAUGUACAAAUAGAGAUACUGGGGUGCAAAUGAGCAAAAUGAAUAACAAUGUAAAUAACAAUAUGGGGAUGAGGUAGUUGGGUGGGCUAAUUACAGAUGGGCUGUGUACAGGUGCAGUGACAACUGAUGCUUAAAGUUAGUGAGGGAGAUAAGUGUCUCCAGCUUCAGAGAUUUUUUCAGUUCGUUCCAGUCAUUUGCAGCAGAGAACUGGAAGGAAUGGCGGCCAAUGGAGGUGUUGGGGGGGGGGGCAUGGGCAAGUUGCAGCGGAAGGUGCAGAGCUGGUGGCCGGGGUAGGGGUAGCCAGGUGGAAAGUAUUGCCAGCCGUAGCAAAAUGCUUAUUGAAAUUCUCGAUUAUCGUAGAUUUAUCGGUGGUGAUAGUGUUUCCUAGCCUCAGUGCAGUGGGUAGCUGGGAGGAGGUGCUCUUAUUCUCCAUGGACUUUACAGUGUCCCAAAACUUUUUGUAGUUAGUGCUACAGAAUGCACAUUUCUGUUUGAAAAAGCUAGCCUUUGCUUUCCUAACUGAUUGUGUAUAUUGCUUCCUGACUUCCCUGAAAAGUUGCAUAUCGCGGGGGCUGUUCGAUGCUAAUGCAGUACGCCACAGGAUGUUUUUGUGCUGGUCAAGGGCAGUCAAGUCUGGGGUGAACCAGGGGCUAUACAUGAACUCUAACAUUGGUUUCAGUUGGAAUGACGGUAAAUGACUCAGACAUUAAUGGCAAAUAUGGCAAACUGAAACUAAAAUAACCAAUUUACCUGAGUCUACAAUGGCAGAGUCUUAAUAUAGAGUUCGGAUAGUGAGAAGUAACUUUCAAGACAGAAGCAGUUGUGCCCUAUAGUGGUGGACUUUAUACUGUACCAGGUUACUACACAACUAACAUACAUUGAGUGUACAAAACAUUAGGAACACCUGCUCUUUCCAUGACAUAGACUAACCAGGUAAAUUCAGGUGAAAUCUAUGAUCCUUUGAACGGGGUAUGGUAGUAGGUGUAUCAAGAAUGGUCCACCACCCAAAGGUCAUUCAGCCAACUUGACACAACUGUGGGAAGCAUUGGAGUCAACAUGGGCCAGAAUCCCUUUGGAACGCUUUCGACACCUUGUAGAGUCCAUGCCCCGACAAAUUGAGGCUGUUCUGAGCAACAGGGGGUGCAACUCAAUAUUAGCAAGGUGUUCUUAAUGUUUUGUACACUCAGUGUAUGUAGGCCUACAUGUUUUUAAAUAGUACAGUAUCACACAUCACAGUACAAUGCCAUAAAGCGUGGGCCUGUAGUACAUGUAAAUCAACUUAAAGUUGGUUUUUAUUUCCAUAAGCAAAGAAUAAAGCAUAAUUGUUCAUGUAAUAUUAGCCUCAUAACAACUCCAGGAAUAGGAAAUAGUGAUGAAAUAAUCAAAUAAAUGAAAAGACAGAGACAAAUGCUUUUGAACUACUAUUUAUUGUAUUUAAAAAUGUCAAAUUCAGUGCAAAGUAUAGAUCCCUGUUAGGUGGCAAAGUGUCACAAGAAUCCUGUGGGGAGAGAAAACAAGAGAAUACAUUCAUUUAAUGGGUGUUAACUAAUCAGGGUUCAACGAAGCACUUCAAGUCCUCAAUUCGAGAGAGAGAGAGAGAGAGAGAGAGAGAGAGAGAGAGAGAGAGAGAGAGAAGAGAGCGAGAGAUAGCUCGAUAUAUAGUAGAGCGAGAGAGAUAGACGAGAGAUCUAGAGUCGAUCUCAUCGCCUCUCUCGCUCUCUCUCUCUCUCUCUCCUCUCUCUCUCGUCUCUCCUCUCUCUCUUCUCUCGCUCGCUCUCUCUCUCUCUUCCUUCUAGAUAGAGAGAAGUGUGGCGUGGCCCUUCAGGUCUCUGCAGUAGGACUACAUGCUGGCCAUGAGGUACUCCAGGUGGUACUCCAGGAGGCUGGAGAGCUCAGUGACCAGAGACUCUCGGUUAAAGUACCAGGCCAGCUGCUGCCCAAACAUGUCAUCUAGCAGAGCCAUCAGCCCGCCCUGAAGGGAACACCACACAACACAUAGAAAAUGGCUCUGAGCUACUAGCUUAUCAAGAGGAGAGAGACAAUGAGAGUUACUCCCCCUAAAACGGAAUUGAAACCCUGUUAACCAGGAACGAGUAAAGAGGAAGUAAACUAGUAAUAAGGAAGAAAACAGGAAGUAAACUCUUGACUCUUACAUUGAGCAGCAACAGGUAUCUCUCAGCCUUUGGCUCAAUGCUGGCAACAGUGGGCAGGAAGGAGUACAGGAGAGCGUACAGACGCUCCAUGAACCCACCAGGUUGCUAAAGUAAACGGAGGAGGAGAGAAGAGAAAUUGAAGUGAAAUUGCUAAUAGACAGACAUCUAAACAUUUACCAGCGAGAUGCUACUUACCACCAUCAGGGAUUUCUGAGCUGUCAUCAUCCCAAACAGCACCAGCUCAAAAAGGACGUCUAUCAGGUUAACAUGAUGGAUCUAGGACAAGAAAACACGUUUGGAGAAAAUAGGAAUGAUUUCAAAUAGAUCAGCUACUGUUCCGUAUAAAAGACAUGCAUGUGGAAGAACUCAAAGUGAGACUUGAAAGAGUUAAUGAACUCACCUUUGCCUCAGCCAGCUCCCUCUCAAUGUCAAUCUGCUUGGAGGGGUCACUCAGGUAGUUCACAAAGUCGUUAUAGGCACGGAUGAAUUCGGCCUCAUCCUAUCACAAAGCAAAGAGCAGUGAUGUUAGUGCACAGAACACAUUUCCCACGAGGACGCUCUCUUUCCCUUGAAGGACAAUGAGUUAGUGAGCUACCAUCUGGUGGACCUGAACCAGUGCGCCCAGUAGGACCUUUCCCGCCACAAACAGAUGGUUCCUGCUCAGGGUGGAACCGAGCAGGGUCUAGAGAAGAGGGAAGAGUUAGGGUGAGACACCCAUCUUCCUCUAGGAGACAGACAGAACAGGAAGACACAGAGAGUCAAAGAAAAGUGGGUCCACUCACAGUAAAGGCCUGGCGCAGGGAGAUGAGCCUCAGGCCGAUGUCCUCCACUCUCUUGGUGGUAAGGUAGAGGCUGUGGAAGAGAGGGAAUGGAGUUUGUCAACCAGUACUGUCAAUGGGGGAUAACAGCAUUGUGACCACUAUCCUUCAGCAUCUGACAAGCCCAGGCUACACACACAUUUAGAGGGACUCACUUUAGCAGAGGAACCUCCCUCUCCUCAGGCAGCAGGUCCUCCUCCCAGCCCUACAACAACAGAACAAACAUUCAACAUCAGUGACCAAUGUAAUGACAUGACAAACAAUGGGUCAAUCGAAGGAUCUUAAUGCUACUAGUCAAUAGUAUGUGUAUGUGAGUGUGUAACAUCUGACCUCAUAGCAGUUGUGGCCCUCAGGCUCUGGCUCAGUGAACUGCUGAGUGGUGGGCGUAGAGACGGAGGCAGCCUCCGACCACGCCGAGGAGGAGAGCAGCCCAUCCAGCCCCAUGUGGAGAGUGGCGUACGCCACCGAGACAUCAGUUUGCUGCUCAAAACACACACACACAACACACGUUAAUAGAAAACAGACCGUAUCUAAUGGAAAAUGCCCUGUAAUUUCUAUUCUAUAUACAUAGGAAAUUGUUUAUUUACCUGGUAGCAGCCAAGCGUCACGGCCACAGACGUCUCGUGGCGGAGGUGAGACGCAUACUGGGUCACCCUGCCAGCCACAUACUGACAGAGAGAAACGACAUGUUAAGGCCAAAUGGAGUAAGUGAAGAAAAGCCUAAUCUAAUACUAAUUCAGUAGUAUUUACAUCUUACCUGGAUCCAAGAGAUGGACUGCACCUUGGUGGCACAGUAGGGGAUGCCCUCUGGACUAAGUCUGUGUGUCUCCUUGGAGAUGGCCCACACCAGUUGAGUCUCCAGGCCUCGAACCCUACUCGCAUGGUGCAUCCUCACCACCACCUGCUGUGGAGUGAAACAACAAGACAACAUCAACAAAACAAUAUCAGCCAUCGCUGUAACAUAUUUCCAUCAAGAUCACAUGACACUGACAAUGUAGAUUAGGAUUAGGUAGUGACAAAGACACAUACCUGGGAUCCCCCACGCAUGUAGGUGAUAAUGGGGCUGAUGAACUGGAAAGUUCUCCAAGCUUCAGCCACCGGACCGGCAUUGUUCUGCACAAGAGGGGGUUGACAUUACAAUACAUUCAGGUUAGAAACAGCAAACACUGCAACAGUGAUGUGACUGUGUGUGUGGGUCGCUUACCCUGAUCACAACAGGCCCACAGUACAGGGAGCUAAACCUAAUCGGUAUCAACUGCCAAUUACCAGUGGCCUCCUAAAGCAGAAAGCAGACAACAACGAUUUUUAGAAUGUCAAAGUGACACAAAUUGAAUAUCUGGGAUACUUUUCAAACUUUCUGAAAAUUGUACCUCAAGGAUAGUCGGCACAUCUGGCACCUCCUCAAGGAUGGCUGGCAGCAGUGGUACAUCCGGCACAUCAUCCAAUGGCACAACCAACUGGACCACAUCCAGGACAGUUGAUUCUAAAAUUAGGAACAUUGGAAUACAAACAAACAAAUGUUAGGAUGUAAAACGUAGCGAGCUAGCCAGUACUACUAGUUCAAAAGUGCAUCUCUUAGCAAAAGUUACUAAAGUUAACGUUAGCUUGCAAGUAUGGAUUACAGAAAUACACAACAUUUCACAAAUUACAUUUAUAUUGUUAAAUGUGGUAAAAUAAGUUUAAACUCAACAUACCCUCUUCGAAGUCGAUGUCGCUGUCCACCUCCCGACGAUUGCGAACCCUGCAAAACGGAAAAAGACAACAAAAACAACCCACAAAUGAAUUUGAACAACCUGUCGACGCAGUAGACCGCCGACGUCCACGCACUCUCUCCAUCAAUUUUGAAAAGCACCCAGGCAUUUUCCAGCCGAUUUUUCAGUCUCAGGUCUCAAAAAUCAGUCAAGUUUGUUGUUGUUGAACAGCAAACUGAAGUUAUUGUUGUUUUCGAACAGAAAACGUUCAAUAGAACGCCGAGAUGUUCUAUCGGUUAGAUGUCUCUUGGCAACACAUAUUUUGGAAAAUUGUUGUUUACAAAAUGGACAGCUGUGUUGCCAUAGAAAUGAGUUUGGAACUCUAUGGUUACCAUUAGAAUUCUAUAAAAAUUCCAUUCCAUGAGUUUGGAACUCUAUGGUUACCAUUAGAAUUCUAUAAAAAUGCCAUUCCUAGUCAUCAUUCUAAUUCUAUUGACCCUAUUUUGUCACCAGAGGAUUUCCUAUGUUGUUGGUAUAAUAUAAAACAAAAACACCAAAUGUUAUUUUUAAGUCACUAGCUAGGUCAAUGGCCCAUUGACAUGUUUUAGCAUGUUUCAUGGAAGUUGUUGUUGUUGUUGAACUUCUGAAAGUCUAGGCUUUGGCUCAGUGGAUAAUAAAGUAUUGUGGCGCACAGACAACCCGGUUUAAAAUAUAUUGACCAAAUUCAGACAAGGGGGGCAAAGCCACAGCCCACUGAGGUAGGAGAGCACUGAAGUAUCUGCAUAAUAAUAAUCCGUAUCUCUUUUAUAAACAGGAUAGUAUCAUUGAUUAUAUAAAAGUGCAUGUAUGAAUAAGUCUGAUUGACCUUUUUUCAUGGCAGGUUCACCUUCUGAAGCCGGACGAGGUUCCCAAAGCGUGCUGCGCACCCACCAAGCUCAGUCCCAUCUCCGUACUCUUUUGUGACGACAACAACAAUGUGAUCCUAAAGAAGCAUCACAACAUGGUGGUCAAGACCUGUGGAUGCCUGUGA